This is a messenger RNA of Cyprinus carpio (common carp), 6152 nucleotides long. RefSeq names its product ephrin-B3-like. Lineage: Eukaryota; Metazoa; Chordata; Actinopteri; Cypriniformes; Cyprinidae. The record is from RefSeq and is a predicted model, not a curated record. Gene Ontology annotation, molecular function: ephrin receptor binding. Gene Ontology annotation, biological process: axon guidance; ephrin receptor signaling pathway. Gene Ontology annotation, cellular component: plasma membrane.
UUUGUCUUGAUAAAUAAAAUUAGGGAGUUAUACAGUGCCUUCCCCAAAGUUAAUAAAUAACUACUAAACCUUUAGAAAUGAAAAACAGAGCUCGCCGAAUUCGGUUAGGCCUGUUUUAUCAGAAUCGGUUGCUUGUUUCUCCUGGGAUCUGGCAACAAUGCUUCCGGCGCGCGAGUCAAAGCGCCAGACUUUGCAGAGCAGCAGAGAAACGGAGAGCGCGAACGGCACGCGUUGUAUCCAUGGACUACAGGAAUAUCUCGUUUCUUGUCCCCAACGUUUAUGCGUUUGUUGCAGUAGACGUUUACCGAUUACUUCCACUUACCUCCUUUCAAUGACCUAAACAGGGUUUGUUUCUUGUUUUUAUGUCGGACUGUAAUUAAUUGGGUAAGUAAGUGCUGGUGGACAUCCUCACUGUUGUUUCAGGACUGGGACAUCAUAUUUACAUGAAUAUUUUGGAUAUUAGAUGAGCGAAAAGUUCUGGACUUCUCAUUUUGGACACCAGAUGCGUGUUCUUCACCAGCGUGAAAGUACGACACAACUUAAACACUUUUGUCCACCGAAGAAUUUAAUUAUUUCUACCGGGUGGAUGGUAAUUUUCUCAACGGGAGUAAAAAUAUAACUCCGUCCUUGACAGAAAUGCUAAUGCUGCGGUUGAUGGAGAAACAUUUCUAAAAAAUCACCCGCAGUGGACCUGGCGCCCCGCAUCAGUCUGCGUGCGCUUCAAAACAUUUAACUUCACCCUAUGGACAAUAAUAAUAUUGUUUGAAAUCCAUCCCAAAUCAGAUUCAUACAUUGACCAUAUGGCUUUGCCUUCUCAAAUUUGACAAUUACUUGGGACUUUCUGUUGAGGUCAUGGACUCCUUUGAAUGGAACAAAGGAGGUUGAUGUUUCUGAAUCUGCUUUCUUUUACAAACAUUCAGAGGGUUGUUCUCCGAGUCUUUCAGAUGUGGAUGUUGCGGUCACACCGUCUCCUCAAGCACAGAGGGAUCUAGUGAAGUUCAACCUUCCGCCAGUCUUUUGUCUCUAUUAGGUCCCAGGCAUUUGUCUUGCAUAUAGGAGGAACAUGGGAGUCCAGACGAGGGGACCCUGGGUGGCUAUGGCGUUCUGGGACUGGGUCAGUGGAUUGGGAAUUCUCUUAAUCUUCCUGAUGGAGAGUUUAGCAGUGGAUGCGACCAACAUGGAGCCAGUAUACUGGAACUCUUUGAACAGAAGGUUUGGAGAUGAGAGGGGCUACAUACUCUACCCUCAAAUAGGGGAUCGUUUGGACCUCGUUUGUCCUGCCACGAGUCCAUCAGGGCCGAACUCUCCUCCUGAGUAUGAGUAUUAUAAACUGUACCUGGUGUCCUCACGAGAGCAGGCCGACAGGUGUGAGGUGAUGGGCGCCCCGAACCUGUUGCUCACCUGUGACAAACCCAACAGCGAUAUGAGGUUUACCAUCAAGUUCCAGGAGUAUUCGCCCAACCUGUGGGGUCAUGAAUUCAAGAACUUACGAGACUAUUACAUCAUAGCUACCUCUGACGGUACAAAAGAAGGGAUCGACAGCAUGAGAGGAGGUGUCUGCGUGACGCGAGGGAUGAAGCUGAUUCUCAAAGUGGGACAGACCGCAUAUGGCCUUCCCCCAAAACCCAAACCUGAUCCAGGCCGUCCCAGCAACAGAAUCCCAGAUACAGAAAGUGGCUCUAAAGCAGGUGAUGGAGGUGAGGCCGGUGAGAGGGGAGACAGCGGCACCGUGUCUGUCUCUAACAUCGCCCUGAUCACCGGCGGUGCCGGGGGAGCCUUCAUCCUCCUGAUCGCCGUAGUGAUCGCUGUCGUGUGUUACCGGCGACGGAAAGCCAAGCACUCCGAAACUCACCAUCCUGCCCUUACACUCUCCUCUCUUAGCCCAAAGAGAGGCAACUCCUGCGGGGCAGCUACAGGGGCCGGCGGGGGCAACAAUAAUGGCUCAGAGCCCAGUGAUAUCAUCAUUCCCCUGCGGACCUCUGACUCUGCGUACUGCCCCCAUUACGAAAAAGUCAGCGGCGAUUACGGACACCCCGUCUACAUCGUUCAAGAGAUGCCUCCUCAGAGUCCAGCCAAUAUUUACUACAAAGUAUGAAAUCAGCGAACACGCAGACAACCCAUCCAGAAUUUAUGGUACUUCACACACAUGUGCUGUGUGUCCAAGUGACUCUAUAUUUAAGAGCCUAUACGUGAUACUAGAACUUGUAUGUGAAGUUGAGUUCUAGGAAAGUGGUAAAUUAUUUCAUAGCAGCGUGUUUGCAUUUAUUUACGUGUGUGUGUGUGUGUGUCUGAGGCGGGCGGAUCACGGAUUUCACAUGUACUCAGGUGCAAGUGAAUGUACGUCACACGCUUUUUGGAGACGAAUUUAUAUGUCCAUUCUGGUGGUUGAAAUUGAGUUGUGCUUAUCCUCAAAACCAAACAGUAGAGAGUGAUUCAUAAAAAAUAAUACCUGUAUGUAUAAAUAAUACAAGUACUUCUUACAUUUUUACCCUCUGGGGGAAAUUCACUAAGAAAGUGCACUGGCUGAUUGCGUCAUUUAUUUGCACAUGCAUUGUUUGUGGUCCAUUCACUAACAAUAAAAAUGUGCCCAAAAGAUCUAAACACCAUCUCCAUGCCAAAAUUUGCCACCUGCGGACUGGCGCAAUCUGGCGUACUUUACUGGGACUGUACAGUAUCGCUAAGAUCCAGAAAACUGACUGACUCUUUAAAAUCCCAAAAACGGUUUUGACUAGAUAUGUUUCCUUUUCAAAAGCUUUUUUCAUUAUUUGAUCAUCAUUUGAUGAAUUAACGCUGCCAUUGUCACUAGACAUUUUACACAAUCUUUUUUUUAAAUAUUAGCUCAAUUGCAUCUUUUUAGGCAGUUUUGAAUACUGGAUGUCUUCUGACCGGAUCUGAUGAAGACAUCGAAUUCAAUAUCCCUUGCACUUUGGAACAAUCUAAAAUUUUUAGUAUAGUUAGCAGAAUCAAGCUUUUUUGGCUUAGCUGGAUCAAUUAUAGAAUAUUGGUACAUUCCAAAAUAAGGCUAAUUCGCAUAGAAAGAAGGCAUGUUUUUGCGGAAAAGGAAAAAAUGUAUUAAUAAUUCACUGAAGUUUUUUAAACACUAUUCCAUCGCAAAAAGCACUUGUUAAACUGGAUUGUGUGUGGCUAGUGAAUGAGACGCCGAGUGUACGGGGCAUAAAAGUAGUGCAACUGUUUAGUGAAUUCGCCCAUCUUUAUUUUGUUUUUCUAAGUUCAUCUGAUUGUAAAUGUUUGUCUUUUCUGAACUCGGACCUCCAUCUGAUUUAUUUAUUAAGCAUCAAAGAAAGUUUUUCAUUCCUUCCACUUCAUCAGCUUCCUAUUGCAACUCCUCAGCACCCAGUUGUUUGUUUUUGAGGUUUUUUAAACAUUUUUAUGUGAGCAGCGGGAAUCACAUGUGGAGGAGGUGUAGACGGAUGAUCGACUGUUUCAGAUGGAGACUCUUCUGAGAUUUCCAAGAGGUUGGAGGUCAAAGUUAAGGAGUCAAAGAAAAACCCCUCAGUGGUGCGCGGAGGAGUGAGUCCUUCACUCAAGUUGAUCUGAGGGCUUCUCUCUCUCUUUCCCUGGCCUUUUGAAGAACUGUGUAUGCCAUGAUAAACUGCUCACUUACCCUAGACACACAAUACCAAACUUAUACACACUUAACAUGCACAUCCACAUUACAGCAGUUUGUGUUUUCAUGUGUUAACCCUUGCAGAUGGACUCCAGCUGUGCUAAAGCAUUGGUAUGUUGCUCAAAGCAUUGUGGUUCAGGCCGAAGACAGUAGGACUAAGACAGCCAAUGCGACUGUGCAUCUAAAUUAACUCAAUUACAAACUCUUCACAUCCUCUUGAGUGUUACACAUAUCCGUUGCCUGGUUACAAUCUCGUCUCGACUCUAAUUAUCACAUUCGGGCGAUGUCUCCGAACCAUCUCUGACAUUAUCACCCAGUCCCAGCUUGAGGCUUCAGGUCCACAGUUCACCUGAGUUAUUUCACUGGAUGAGACAUGACAUCAUCGUGAGAUGUAAGAAGAGACCAGCCGGAGUGACUUGAGCUUUCUGGUUCAGACUUCUCUCUGUCCACCUUGAUUUAAGGAUUUCUUGCUGUCAUUACCACAAAUUACUAACAACCAGAAAUGGCACCUUUAUCAUUUUACUUAUUUCUGUUAAUGUAUUUUUUAUGUUUUUGUUCUUCCCAUUUCAUUACUUUCGACAGUUUUGAACAAAUGAGAGUAAUCUAAAUGAAGGAAAACAAAUGCAGUUUUAUCUAACCUACCCUGCUUGUGUCCGUGGUAACCCUUGAUGGUAACUAGUGUUGGAAACUGUAAGGAAUUAUCAACUGUGGUUCUGAUUCCAAUUAACUGCCCCAUUGACUAUUCUUUCAGGACUUCUGAAUAAAGACAUUUGGGGGGUGGGGGGAUAAGAGAUGUGAUUUUUAUGGCAUUUACUGUCCUUAUCAGUCUGUUGCCAAAUGAUGGACUUUUCACAGAGUUUUUAAUGGUGACAUAAAUUCAAUCCAAUUAGUCCUAACUGUGUAUUAAAUAAAAAAAACUAAACAUGUCAAAAAAAGUGGUAAGUUUUUCUAUUUUCAUAUUAUUAACAUCAUUAAUUUGUUUUUAUAAAAUACCACCAAUUACAAAAAACAAUGUGUAUCUUUAUCUGCACAUUGUCAUAUGAAUAUUGAGUCAGGAACCACACUGAAGUGUCACAAGCCUCAAGAUGAAAAUAACAAAAAAUAAUAACUUCUAAGUGAGUGAGUCAUUUGUUUUGGAAUCUGACUACACUGGUCAUCCUGUAUUUGUUUAAAUGACUUAAGGCAUAAAAUCUUUGAAAGACAUUGAUUUUUAUUAGCAUUUAAAUUGAAUAUCUACGAGCAGAACUUUAUUACGCUUUGUUUUUGACUUAUGUCUGCGAAAUAAUUGAUACUUGUUUGUUCUGAAUGGACAGGAUAUUUUUUUCACUGCGUAUAUUUUCCAGUUUUUCCAGUCCGUUUACAAUGGCUGUGUCUGAAAUCGCAUACUCUCUUGAGUAGGUACUUAUUUUGAAUAAGUAAUUACUUUGCGACCACUGAAAAAGUGUGUUCUAUAUAGUAUGAAUGUUAUCUGGAUGUACUACAUACAUCAAAGUUGCGUUGCUUCACAGCCAUUGACAAAUCCUCCACCCAAUGGCCUCAUGGGAGAGUGUCCAUCGUAUGCACGCUUCAGAAUCUCGCCAGAAGUAUUAGGUCAUCUUGGUACUUUUUCCCUAAUGUUUUAUGAGUACUGUGAAUUUGGACACUUUCUUUGUCCCAUACUCUUUUUCGCCUAUACUAUAUAGUAGGAAAAUAUGCAAUUUCGGAUGCAGCCAGAGACUGUUGUGUCAUUAUUUGAAUGAGUUUUUAUACUGUGGUAUUCAAGAGAGAUGCAUUUCUGAACUGCUGCCCCCUGCAGGCCUGGAGGAACAAUUGUCAGGCUUUUUCAUACUUUAUUUUGGUGUUUCUUUGUAAAUGUAUAAUUUCUUCUUCACAUCGGCACCAUGUGAUAUACUCUGCUGCCUUAAUUUUAAAAGAUGUAAAGCACUUCCUCGGCUAGCCAGGCCAUGGGUUAGGCCGGAUUUUGUUUUAUCUUUGUCCAGCUUCUCUGUUUAACCAAGGCUGGCCUGGUUAAUGUUAACCUAAGCCACCCAAAGCAUUUCAAUACCUACCAAAAAAAGUCUAAUAGUGACCACACAAUGACACCAAACCCUGUUUUAGCAUUUUACAUUUUACGCAGUCAUUCAGUACUGGCUGUUACACUUUUAUUUGUUUACAUUUGUCAGCUGACCUAAUAUAAUUUGCAAUGCCUUGAUACUGAGUUGUGAUGAAGACUGUUUCUAACUUACUCAACAGUAUUUCUAUAAACAAUGCUGAUUUCAAGAGGACUUUUUUCAGUUUUUCAAAAGUCCAGUUGUACUGGACAGGACUUGAUGUUCGGACUGUGUUGAGAUGUUAUAAAAACACUGAGGCAAUGUUAAUAUGUUUAAAAAGAUGUUGAGAUUAGACAUUGGGAAAAACUGUUUGGUGCACCUGUUCCCUUACUCUCUUUUUCUUUUUAUUUCUUUUCUCUCUCUUUCCAACCCAGACACUAUAUCAAAUAAAGAUUACAUUCCAUGCAGUAAAACUCACUGAUAAAACUAAAAAA